AUGACUACGGAUAAUUGGAACUUGCUAUAUAUGUACAACGCUGAUGAUAUAGGAGUCUUAACCCGAGGGGGAAAGAACCGGGGAGUUCCUCAAAUCAGAUCAUCUGCAUUCCGGGGGAGUGAAGAGGCGUUUGGCCGCACAGAUGCGAGGGUAUAUCAGGACAAGAUCAAUCAAGGCACUGAAAAGGAAGAAGUUGCAGUUGAGGUGAAAUGCCCAAACAGGAAAGAAGUCACACAGGUGCUACGAACCAAUAGUGAGGGGAAAAAAAAAGAAGUUGUUCAAAUGCACACACUGGGUUACCAGCCCAAGUCAAAAUGUUUAUCCUCCAAACUUGAGCACAUCAAAAGUGUAGUUGCAAAUUUGGUGAAACGUGAAAAUGUAGUUUAUCCUGAUAAGGUUGCUUUCCCUGUAAAUUCAACGCAUCAGAAAAAUGACCAUACUGACCAGAUGUGCACACUAUCGAAUGAAGAGCUGAAGCUCUUUUUAAAAAAAAGGCCACCAUGGGGGAGGCGAAUCAGCAGGGAGAGGCACUACAGCCAUCCAGAUGGUACCUUUUGCGAAGCUGGGGCGGAAGAAAUAUGCCUUGUAAAAGGUGCAACCCGUUUGGGGCCCAUUCGUGGGAGUAAUGGAUCCCCCCAUGUGCCACGUCCGCAUGGGGAGAAGAAUAAGGAGAAAAAAUUGUUCGUAAGGGGAAACCCCAAUGGGACCCCCUCAUACGCACCACACGAAGGGAUAGAGGUUACACGCGGUAGUCACUUUGAAGCGAUGGGCAAAGCGGAAAUCCAGCAAACACAUAUGGGGGGACCACCACCCCACGGUGACUACAACGAGGUGAACGGAGGAACAUUCCACUUUACCAGUGAAGGUAACGGAGGAACCAGGGAGAAGUACCCACCAGGUGUAAAUUGCAAAAGUGUCUACACACAUGGGUUGGAAGAAGGGGUAGGCCGAAGCAGUCCCAUGGUGGGUCAUCCCCAAUUACUCCAAAAUUUCCCCCACGGGACUGCUAACCCCUUUAGUUGUGAAAAAGAAGACGUCACUGAGGAGGGGGCACCCCGCGUUGCAUCACCAUCCUUCGCCGAUGAACCACAUGUCGAUGUGGCGCGGGAAACACCCUCGACAAAUAAGCAGCAUGGCAAUUCUUCAUCUGUUAAAAAUUCACCAAGUGGAAGUAGCGAACGGGGGGACAACAGGGGUAUUCGGGCGAGCGGUAAAAACGGAGCGGCGGGCGAACAUCACAUUGAGAAGAGCAGUUUGGAGGUACCCACCAACGCGGAACAUAUCAAAGAAUUAAAUAACCCAUUCGAGGGUUCCAUUGGCACAUUGUUCAGCGUACAUAAUUCGUUUCUGUCAUCGAGGGCGCAGGAGAGGCAGCGUUACGAUGAUGCGAGCGGUGGUCGCGUGGUGAUUAAUUCUUUGGGGGGGGAUAAAAAUGGGCAGUUGCGUGUGCGCGGUUCCCCGGGAAAUUUGCCCUUUCGGAGGAUAGAGGAAGUAAAAAGGGGAGAGAAAAAGAAAGUGAAGGGGGAGAAAAAAAAAAAGAGGUGCGAAAUUACCCGCAGUGCACUAGAAGUGGAAAUUGCCCCUUUUGCCCAGGCGAGUGGUGGCGGUGUGAAUUCCUCCACAGUUUUGGGCGCGAAGAGUAGGGCGCGCGCAGUGUGCGUCGCCAGGGUUGGAAGUGGAGAAGGUGGAGAAAAUGAAGAAAGUGAAGAAGGCAGAGAAAGCGGCGGAAUUGUCGCUUUUUGCGGAGCGAGCGGCCAGAUCGCUGGUGUGAUGGGCAGGGAUCCCGCUCAGCCCCACAACUGCCGCUGCACCGCAUGUGCUACCCCCUCGGGUCGCAGUGAUGAGCAAAAAAAGUGUCGCCAGGGGGGGGGCCCUACCGCACGGGGUGUCGUUUCAAUUUGCAGCAAGGGCAAUCGGUGCGGUGGAAAAAUGGGCAAUAAAAGGGAAGCUAGCAGGGGGGGCAGUAGCGCCAGCGAUAGUAGCGACUGCGUUGACCGCGCUGAUGGCUCUAACUGCUUCACCCGCUUCAACAGCUCUAACUGCUUCACCCCAUCUAACCGCUCCACCCGCGGCAACCCUUUCACGAGCAAAUCCCGCUCAAAUGCCGAGGAAAAUCGGGGGGCACGCCACCCUGAGAGAGCAGAAGAAUUGUUUCCCACGCACCUCGGGCGUAGAAUUAACAGCAACAGUUCGGUUAACAUGCUGGCAAACUCUUCCAUCUGGAGGGACUUGCGAAAUGGAGAAAGUGAAGUCAGCCGCUGCGAUGGAGUGAUUCCACGGUGCCGCGAGGGGGUAGGCGGCAUGACGGGUGGUAUGGCGGCUGGCGAUGGGGAGAGCGGGGCCCCCCCGGGUAAGUGGCGCAAUGAGAAGUACGCACCGCGUUGUGGAGAUGAUCACAGGGGGGUUAACACCGAUGGCGUUCCUGGGGAGGGCCCCAGUCGCGAGCGAGUGAACCUCCCGAGUAAUGACGAGGACGCGCUAAACAGCUUCGAUGUUACAUACGAAUGUAGCAGUAUAGCGAUGGGGGAGGAUGAGCAGCAGGCCUUCUCGAGCAACGACAUUCUGGUGAGGGACAUUGAAGAGUUUAAAAUGGACAAGUUUUUUUUUGAAGAAAUUUACACAUACAGGGUGAACGAGAGGAUGGACGAGGGUGCAUCCAGUGCAGUCGCCCCAAGCAGCGGUAGUGGCGUUGACCGUGGGGGGGGCACCCCCGGGGCGAACCCCUUCGAGCGGCGGGUCGGAGACGCGCCCGGAAACUUCCUCUGCGACGAAGCCCUGCGAGGGGCAGAUUUGACCAAACUGGUGUUACACAAAAGUUGCUACGAACACAUAAAUGACGAGGUAAAAAAUUUGAUGCGGGAAGAAGACGAGUACCAAGUGGAGAUGAACGUGGGGCUCAUGUUCCGGAAGUACAUCCCCAUGGUGAUCACUUUGGCCUGCAACUACCUGCUGAUUAAGCGCAACGAGCAAAACAUAAUCACGUGCAUCCCAUAUGGCAACAUUCUAAACGUGAGCAUAGUUAAGAGGAGCAAGAAGAAGAAGGACAGGUACCUGUUCAAAUUGAUGUACAUUUUUAAAAAGAAGGACCACUGCGAAAAGAAUGUUACUUUGCUAUUCCGGGCGAGCAACAUGGAAGUAUUCAAACAGAUUAGCGGCAAAGUAGAACCUAGCAGCAAAGUAGAACCCACUUGUAGAGCGAACCCAGCCAGAGGCAGGGAGUAUCUGACCAUAGAAUCGGUUCACUCCUACAUGGUGGAGAAGUACAAACGGGUUUACCUCCUCUAUUUGAUGCACCUGCUGCAGAUAGUCGAUAGGGUGUGCAGGCGGCACGUUUUGAGGCGCGCCUUCAUCGAGUUGAAGACCAAAUGUGAUUACGAGAAGGGAGUUGAAGAAGGAAGCAAGCAACGAGAAAGGGCACUGAAAAAGUUGGCAGACAGGCUACAAUUCUACUUGCGAAAAAAAGUGCAAAGUUAUUUUAACGUUCUAAUGAUAAGAAGCUACGAAACGAAUUUUGUUUCCUACCAAGUGAAGACCAACGAUUUGCUAUUCAAUUUGCUGGUGAAGGAAAAAAGUAGCUACCAAGAAAUUGUAGACCGGCAAAGUGUGCUCCUUCUCUUUCACGUCUUGUCCAAUUUAUACAAAAGAAGGAUGAGCAGCUACCUCCAGCUGUUUGCACAGAAAAAUAGGACCCUAAGUAGGAGGAAGAGCGCCGUUUCUUAUUCACUCACUAGGGUAAAUAGCAUUUUGGUAAACUACGAGCGGAGGAUAAAGGGGUGUUUCUUUUCCAAGCUGAAGUUCCACUACGACUACGUGACCAAUUUUGUCUUCACCAUGUUUAGGGUGUACCUUCGGCGAGUGUUCCUCGGGUACAUUCGCUUGCGGGACAACCGAAUUGGCAAGAAGGUCUCCGUCGAGAAGAAUGUCUUUCGCGUCGUUCGAGUCAUUUCGAGGAUGGUCCAACGGCAGAAGUACUACGCCUUUUUACAGCUACAGAAGUUUUUUUUUCACCAAAUGGAGCGGAAGAACAAAAUCGCCUGCGACAAUUUAAUGUACGCAAAUAAUGAGCUUUGUCAGCACUUGGAUAAGGCCACUCUGGAAAAGGGGAUCCACAGGGCGGAGUGUUUCUAUAAGAUGAAGAUGAAGGAGCACUUGCUGAAGUACUUCUUCCUAUUGAGGGGCCCACACGUGGGAAACGUCGUGCAGGCGAGCACCCCCGUUUUGAGGCACUGCGGGGUCUUUUCCUUCGUUCUGAACAAACUCAUGCAGAGGAAAGUGCAAGACUGGUUCUUCCUCUUCGUGCUGAAGACGUACCAACAUAACAAUAGGAGCAGGCUCCUCUACGCGACGAACAGUUUGGAAGUGCUGCUCUCCAGCAAGGAGCAGUCCAACGUCAUGCACCUCCUGCGAAUGAACGAGGCUUACCCCUGUCUCUUUCACUACAGACACUUGACGAAGAUAGAAAUUUUCACCCACAGUUUGGAUCGCUUCGUCACCUUCUGCAAUAGAAAAUGGCUGCUCAACUUUCUCCUCAAAUUGCAUUGCCUCAAAUAUCAGGAGCGCCUCGUAAAGGUGUACAGAUGCAUCGACAGUUUAUAUAAAUUCGUGCGCGUGGUCAACAGGCAGAUGCUCGCGCGUGUGGAGACCCCCUUUCAGUUACUCCUCCUCAAUGCGCGCGUCAAAAGGGGAAGAGCGGUUGCGGACAAAUUCGGGGCCGCCAAAAAGACGCAGCUGAAGUUUAAGUACUCCAAGGCGACCUCCUCGCCCCUGCUCGCCCCCGACCCCCGCGGCCUCUGCGGCCGCUACCCCUACCUCUUCUGCAACUCGGACAUAUCCCCCGCGCGGGCCACCCUGACCGAUGACAAAUACUCGCUUCUCUCCGACUCCGCGUCCAACGUCCUUUCCUACGCCUACGAAGACAUGGACAAAAUUAAGCGCAAAAUUUACGACUUCAACAACCGAAUGAGCAACGUCAACUUGUAG
Plasmodium vivax (malaria parasite P. vivax) is the source of this 4980-nucleotide messenger RNA. RefSeq lists its product as hypothetical. Bases 1 to 4980 code for a protein of 1659 amino acids. Lineage: Eukaryota; Apicomplexa; Aconoidasida; Haemosporida; Plasmodiidae. The transcript is spliced from 3 exons. The record is from RefSeq and is a predicted model, not a curated record.